Lithohypha guttulata is the source of this 1905-nucleotide messenger RNA. RefSeq lists its product as uncharacterized. The transcript has a single exon. Gene Ontology annotation, molecular function: oxidoreductase activity; FAD binding. The coding region runs from base 1 to 1905 and encodes 634 amino acids. The record is from RefSeq and is a predicted model, not a curated record. Lineage: Eukaryota; Fungi; Ascomycota; Eurotiomycetes; Chaetothyriales; Trichomeriaceae.
AUGGCACAUCCCAGAGACGACGAUCGUGUUGACGUGGUAAUCGUCGGAAGCGGAUCAGCUGGCUGUGCUACUGCUCUCUGGCUCGCCAUCUAUAACGACAGGUUCUGCAAAUCGGCUCAGAAUGGCACCACCAAAGGACAUACAACUUUAUCCACGACAGAAAUCAGCAGGACGCCUAUCACAUAUCGUAUCCUUGAACCACGACAAGGUCGGUUGGAACUUGGUCAAGCUGAUGGUGUACAAUGCCGAACAGUGGAAAUCUAUGAGUCUUUCGGAUUAGGUCACCUACUAAGACACGAGGGCUAUUGGGUGAACGAAGUUGUCUUCUGGGCCUCUGACGAUAAGGCAGCAGUAAAUGGAUCAGGUCACAGAGGAAUUGUUAGAACUGGUCGCACAGCAGACGUGGCGCCUGGUCUGAGCCACGAGCCUCAUAUCAUCUUGAAUCAAGCACGUAUCAACGGCUUGAUGUUGGACAGGAUACAAGAACUUAAAGGUCGUGAUGUCGAUUACAAUUGGAAGGUUAUUGGAAUUGAGGCCGAGGAAGACACAGAUGCUGACUAUCCUGUCAAAGUGUUGGCUGAACACCAGGGACAGCAGAAGGUCGUACGAGCAAAGUACGUUCUUGGAGCCGAUGGUGCACAUUCGACGGUGAGACGUUCACUGGGUAUUCCGAUGGAGGGCGACAGUACUGAUGCGGUCUGGGGCGUGAUGGACAUCUUCCCACGCACUACUUUUCCAGAUGUGCGCAAGAAAUCUACGAUCAGAUCCGACGCAGGAACCCUAAUGAUCAUACCUCGAGAAGGUGACAGCAUGAUUCGGCUCUACAUUGAGAUGCCAGCAGGCACUAGCCCGAAAGCCGUUACACUCGAACAACUACAGAACAAAGCGAGGGAGAUGUUCCGACCGUACGAUAUCGAGUUCCUUGCCACUGCAUGGUGGUCUGCAUAUUCUAUUGGACAAAGGGUUGCAAGAUCAAUGGUAGACCCGAGCGGGCGUAUCUUUCUCUCAGGUGACGCCUCUCAUACUCACUCACCUAAAGCAGGCCAAGGCAUGAACGCCAGUUUGCAGGAUGGUUACAACCUUGGCUGGAAGUUGGGCGCAUUGCUGACAGGACAAGCUGAUGGAAAGAUAUUGCAGAGCUACAUACAAGAACGCCACAAAUAUGCGAAACAGCUGAUCGACUUUGACAGAUACUUUGCCAAAUUGUUCUCAUCAAAGCCCCGACCUGAUGGAACGAGGCCUCCAGCCGAAGAGUUCAAUCAAGCUUUCAUAAAAAGUGGUGUGUUUACUGCUGGCAUGGCUGCGAACUACGGGGGUUCUGACCUGGUCGAUGUCAGUAUCUCAAACCAAGAGCUGGCCAAGAACAUCGUCGUUGGCGAGCGAUUGCCCAGUGCCCAGGUGGUCAGAUUGAGCGACUCGAAAACUUUCCAUUUUCAAUCUCUUGCCAAAUCUGACGGCCGAUGGCGCUUGAUGAUGUUCGCAGGCAACGUGGAUGAUACAGAGACAUUCUCCAAACUUUCUCGACUUGGUGAAAUCCUGGCGACGUCUAAAGGUCCAAGCAGAGCUAUUACACCACAUGACUUGCCGAUCGAUUCAAUCCUAGAAUAUCUCGUCGUACUCGAAGGUGAUAGAAGCAAGGUCGAGUUCGACCAAAUCCACUCUACCUUCAAACCCACUAUGCAGCACCUUCCAAUACAGAACCUCCACAAGAUAUUCUGCGACGACGAGAGCUGGAACUGGGGUCAUGGACAUGCCUAUCAGACGUUUGGGAUCGAUCCAAAGUUGGGCUGCAUGGUACUCGUGCGACCUGAUCAAUAUGUCUCAGCAGUGCUAAGUUUGCAUGAAGAUGAGGUGCCGAAGAUCUCGGCUUUCUUCACAAGCUUCAUGCGUCCAGCAACGACAUAA